AUGCGGAACAGGUUUUACUCAGAUGCAGCAGAAACACCCACUGUUGAAACGUUUAAUAUAGUCAAUCUGGUUGAAGCUUUCCAGAUUGCUGGAGCGUAUGGAUUGCUGGCUGAUCAAACCUGCAUCCCCGAAGAACAGGCUACUGAAUGGGCGCCUAAAAUUCGUCAAGCAAUUCAAACAAACCAGAUUAAAAUGAAAGAAAAUUUAGAAAAUGAAUGGAUCUAUUGCGGUCAUAUAGCUCAUGAUGCAGUUCCACAAACUGGUGAAUUAUUGCAGCAACUUUCUGAUAUGGCAACGUUAAUGGACAACAGUGAAGUUCGUUUGCAUAAAGAAUAG
Didymodactylos carnosus is the source of this 336-nucleotide messenger RNA. NCBI's taxonomy places the organism in Eukaryota, Metazoa, Rotifera, Eurotatoria, Philodinida, Philodinidae. The record is from the annotation of a GenBank genome assembly.